GGGAAAGCCUCUGUCCAGCAAAAUCUGUGGGCUGGGCUAUCCUGCGCUAGCUUUUUGUCAGAUUACUGCUGACCUUCAGGAGAAAAGGGUAUCCCAUCACUUAGCCUGCAGCUGUGUGGCUUGCUAUCGUUGCGGACCCUGUCGCUCCAUGAUUCUCGUGACACAAUGGACGGUGUUGCUGCUCUUGUUGAGCCCUGCUCUGGGGAUGGUGGAGGAAGAGAGGCUGGCGCUGCGAGAAAAAGCGCGAGCAAUGUUCCACCAUUCGUACGACAACUACAUGGAGCACGCUUUUCCUCACGACGAACUGCGCCCUGUCUCCGAAACCUACACAGACUCUCUCAUGGAGCUGGGUAACCUGAACCUUGAGCAUCUGAGCCCGUCAUACAACGGCACUGCCCUGACACUCGUAGAGUCCCUUUCAACGCUUGCGGUUCUUGGGAACACUUCCGAAUUUGAGAAAGGGGUCAGCUGGCUCAGCGAAAACCUCUCGUUCGACAUCGAUGUGCGGGUGAAUGUCUUUGAGUGUACAAUUCGCCACCUAGGCGGUCUCUUGUCCGCACACAUGCUGGCGUCCGAUCCCGAUACCCGGCUCAUGCCCGGGGGCUACUCGGGGCGGCUUUUGGCGCUGGCGCAGGACCUCGGAGAGCGGCUGCUGCGAGCAUUCACGAGCCCAACCGGUAUCCCUUACGCAUGGGUCAACCUGCGUCACGGCGUUCGGAAAGGCGAGACGCCCGAAACCAGCACCGCAGGCUGCGGAUCACUCAUCUUAGAAAUGGGCACCCUGAGUCGACUGACGGGGAGGCACCAAUACGAGGACGCCGCCUUAUGGGCGCUCCGUAAGCUAUGGGCCAUGCGCAGCCCGGCGGACCUGAUGGGCACCACGCUGAAUGUGGAGACGGGGCAGUGGAUCGAGUUUUCGGGCGGAAUCGGAGCAGGAGUCGACUCCUUCUAUGAGUACCUGCUCAAGGCCUACAUCCUUUUCGACGAGCCCGCUUACUGGGCCUCCUUUCACAAGGCGUACCUCGCCGCCCAGCGCUUCCUUCGGACGGGAAAUUGGUACCAAGACGCGGACUUGCGCACCGGACGUCCGACGCACCGUCAGUUCGGGGCGCUGCAGGCCUUCUGGCCAGGGCUACAGGUCCUGGCGGGGGAUGUAGAGGAGGCCCGGAGGACGCACCGACAGUUCUUUGCGGUGUGGGAGACGUUCGGUGUGUUCCCCGAGCGCUACUACUACGACGGCCAGGCAGUGCACCACAGCGAAAACUACUACCCGCUGCGGCCGGAACUGGCGGAGAGCACUUAUCUGCUGUACCAGGCGACCCGGGACCCUUUGUAUCUCAAGGUCGGCAAAACGAUCCUCACUAACCUGAAUCGGUUUACGAAGGUGCCGGGGGGUUACACCAGCUUGCGGAGCGCGGUUACGAAAGAAAAGGAAGACCAUCAACACUCGUACUUCCUCUCCGAAACGUGCAAGUACCUGUACUUGUUGUUCGACCCGCAUCCCCCACCUUUCCUGCGAAACAAGCAGUUCGUUUUCACGACCGAGGGGCACAUACUCCCGCUAGGCUUCUCUCGGGUUCCGUUAAGGGCACCGCUAACCGCCGUGGUUAAGCCCCCGUGCGACACGUGUCAGACAAUUAAUCUCGACGAGCAUAAGAUCAGUUACAUGAGCCUAAGGGUGUGUCCAAACUGGGCGAUAGAUUCGCGGACUUUCAAGAGCUUAGGGGGCGUAGAGAGCAUUUGUCAUAUUCCGGACGGUUCGCCGGACCAUAGGUGUAAGAACCAUCUCCAGUGCGGGGUCGAUGCGGCCUCGUGCAGACACCGGACGUGUAGCCCGGCGGGCUUUUGUAAUUGACUGGGUCAGGUGCAGGUAUUACUCGGAAGCGCGAAGCACAUAGGAUGAAAUUGCUUGAUGCAAUCAUUCGGGCCCGUCGGACCUUGAUUCUGC
Klebsormidium nitens is the source of this 1948-nucleotide messenger RNA. Lineage: Eukaryota; Viridiplantae; Streptophyta; Klebsormidiophyceae; Klebsormidiales; Klebsormidiaceae. The record is from the annotation of a GenBank genome assembly.